AUGGCUGCUCCCCAAAACCAAGGCACACCUACUUUCAAAUUGGUGCUUGUUGGUGAUGGUGGUACAGGCAAGACCACUUUCGUCAAACGCCAUCUUACUGGUGAAUUCGAGAAAAAAUACAUUGCCACACUUGGCGUCGAAGUCCACCCUCUCGGCUUCACUACGAACCUGGGUCCCAUCCAGUUCGAUGUGUGGGAUACCGCCGGCCAAGAGAAAUUCGGUGGUCUCAGAGAUGGUUACUACAUCAAUGGCCAGUGCGGUAUUAUCAUGUUCGACGUUACUUCGCGUAUCACGUAUAAAAAUGUUCCCUCCUGGCACCGCGAUUUGACCCGCGUCUGCGAGAAUAUCCCAAUCGUCCUCUGUGGCAACAAGGUCGAUGUUAAGGAACGUAAAGUUAAGGCUAAGACGAUUACUUUCCACCGCAAGAAGAACCUCCAAUACUACGAUAUCUCUGCCAAGUCCAACUACAACUUCGAAAAGCCAUUUUUGUGGCUCGCUAGAAAACUUGUUGGUAACCAGACUCUGGACUUUGUUGCCGCACCCGCCCUCGCUCCUCCUGAAGUUGAAGUUAACCAUGCUCUCCUCGAGGAACAGCGGCUGGAGAUGGAACGGGCUGCUCAGAUGCCUUUGCCUGAUGAAGAAGAUGGUGACUUGUAA
Messenger RNA from Ophidiomyces ophidiicola, 657 nucleotides. It is a transcript of the gene GSP1, whose product is annotated as GTP-binding nuclear protein gsp1/Ran. NCBI's taxonomy places the organism in Eukaryota, Fungi, Ascomycota, Eurotiomycetes, Onygenales, Onygenaceae. Gene Ontology annotation, cellular component: nucleus; cytoplasm. The transcript has 5 exons. The record is from RefSeq and is a predicted model, not a curated record. The coding region runs from base 1 to 657 and encodes 218 amino acids. Gene Ontology annotation, biological process: protein import into nucleus; ribosomal subunit export from nucleus. Gene Ontology annotation, molecular function: GTP binding; GTPase activity.